This is a messenger RNA of Alternaria rosae, 2789 nucleotides long. Its product is annotated as fungal-specific transcription factor domain-containing protein. Gene Ontology annotation, biological process: DNA-templated transcription; positive regulation of transcription by RNA polymerase II. Gene Ontology annotation, molecular function: zinc ion binding; DNA-binding transcription factor activity, RNA polymerase II-specific; sequence-specific DNA binding. Bases 195 to 2654 code for a protein of 819 amino acids. The record is from RefSeq and is a predicted model, not a curated record. NCBI's taxonomy places the organism in Eukaryota, Fungi, Ascomycota, Dothideomycetes, Pleosporales, Pleosporaceae. The transcript has 4 exons.
GGCACCGCUAUCGUAUCCAGGAACUCGCUCCCACAUCGCCAUCUCGACAGCCUCACGGACUGAGGGCGCAGGACCAGACCUCGCCGGCGCGACAAACCUCCCGGGCAUGGACGUGCGCGUCGAUCUCCCCCACAUCCCAGGCGCAUCAUAAGCCAGCUCCCUCGUCCUCUUCCGCCCGUGGUGAGAGACGAGCGAUGGAAGUCGCGACUGCGACACACACCAAGACGGAAGGGGCCCCGCACCCGCCUGAGGAAGGCACCACCACAGGCCAGAGCCGCAUCGCCCACACUCUGACAGCUUGCUGUCGUUGUCGGACGCGCAAGACGAGAUGCGACCCCGGACUCCCUCGAUGCGGGCCAUGCGAGCGCACCAAUUCCCACUGCGAAUACUAUGACCCCACAAAGGGACGCAAAAUACCCCGGAACUAUGUCGUGCACCUGCAGCAGAAGGUGCGCGACCUUGAGAAGCAGCUGGCUGAUCUCGAACGGGACGACGUGGAGCCGGACCCUGAAGAUGUGAUGCGCGGGGCAGCCACAGUGCGUGUCCAGGACUCUGACGAGUCCAAAUUCCUAGGGCCUUCCAGCGGUAUCACCAUAACCCGCCUGGUGAUGCAGCUGGCGAAGCAGUUUACCGAGUCAAAGAGCAUCUCUGAAAUUGUGCCACACGCCGAGGCGAAGAACAUCAAGGACACCUUCGCUCAGGAAGAUCAGCGACCCACCUCCAAGAUCUACCCCAUGGUCAGCGACGUCGCGGCUGAGGAACUGCCCAACAGAGACCUCACCAACCUACUGGUAGAACUCUUCUACUGCAAAGUGCACCCCAUGUACCCCAUCUUCCACGAACCAACCUUCACCAAAGAUGUUGAUGAGGUCUACAACGGCUCCACUGAUCCCUACCAGAACUACUGUCUGCGCAUGGUCAUCGCCAUCAGCCUGCAGAAGAUGGACACACAGUAUGCAGGUCUCGCCGACAGCUACUAUCUCGCCGCCCUGAAAUACUUCGAAGCCGCCAUCAAGCCUAUGAACCUCAAGACCCUGCAAUGCUUUGGUCUAGUCGCCGGCUAUUCGCUCCUGACACCAACGAGGACCGCAGUCUACUACAUAAUAGGUCUCGGCGUACGCCUGUGUCAAGCAUUGGGCCUACACGAAGAGAAGACAAUCAGCAUGGGCUCUGGUGGACGUCAAGCAGACCCUCUCGAAGUUGACAUGCGACGCCGCCUGUUCUGGAGUAUACUUACCAUGGAUUAUGGCUUGUCGCAUAGUCUUGGACGACCGGCACAUUUCGCGACACGGCGAGAACAUAUCGACGUUAACUUCGGCGAGCUUGUCGACGAUGUUUACAUUACCAGGGAAGGCAUCAAGCCCGCACCACAAGCAUCGCUCAAGAAGUGGAUUGGCAUACACUUCUACAAGAUGCGCUUGCUCCAACUCGAGAUACGCAAGAUGCUGUACCAGAGGAAGAAGCCCGAACCAAAGGACGACCAGCAUCCCUGGUUCGCUCAGAUGCAGUCGAAGAUAGAGGCUUGGAGGGACACAAGUCCUGAAAUGGACGGCGGAUCAGGGCUUAACAAGGUUUGGUUCAUUGGUCGAUACAACACCAUGGUCGUCUUCAUGUACCGUCCUUCCCCACAAGUACCUCGCCCGUCCCUAGACGCCGCCAUUCGCUGCUACGACGCCUGCCAAUACAACAUCUACAUGACUAUGAAGCAGAUCGAGACGAAGAGCGUCGACGUGACCUGGAUCUUCACACAAGCCAUCUUCAUGUGCAUCAACACCAUGCUUUGGACGUUGUCAUAUUCCGAGGUGCGAAGACGUCAUAGCCGCGAAGAGGUCGAGGGUCACUUGAAGGUCGCUAUGGAGUCGAUCAGGCAGGCGUCCGAGCGAUGGCCUGGUGUACAGUCCGCCAUCGAUCUCUACUAUAACUUGAUCCAGGCUUGCAUGAGAAUCUUCGACAAGGAUGGCGAUGUGCCCAUCUCGGCUAGUUCACCUUCCGACACUGCCUCCGUAGGCACUGGCAAUAUUGUAGAUGGCAUCAAUCGGUCACGAACAACAAGUCCAGCAACGGCGUCUACCGCAUCGGUUCGCACGCCUUCCGAUAAGGUAUCAGGGCCUGGGCCUUUCGGCUACUUACCGGAACAUAACCAGCAACUCUUCAACCUUGGUAACGGCUUGUCGAAUCCGCCCAACCCUUUUUCAAGCGCACCGACACAACAGGCUGGACUACAGACGUCGCCUCAACAACCCCAGUCAUUGGCAUAUAACGAACUGAGCCCGAAGACAUCCAUGGAUAACAACAUACCCUCGUAUAGCUAUGCACCUACCGCUCAAUUCGCGCCGCUACCCACUACCUACGCAGAGUUACCUACAUGGAACCCAACGUUCACGAUGCCACCUCAAGACAACUACAACAUGACAAACAUGCAGAUGGCUUCAUCGCCUUUCUACAAUGAGGCUUACGCAGCGAACCAAGGCUACGAAAUGGCAGAUUAUCUCAACCCGGCCUGGAGUCAAGAUGCUAGGGGUACUGGACUCAACCAGCAACAACAGAUGGAGUUGAUGCAUGACUUUGAGAUGAACGAGGCGAAGAACAUCGAGAUGAUGAUUGAACAGAGUCACCAACUUUUCCGUCCACCGCAACUACAGCAAACAUACUGAACGCGCUGUCACUGUGUGACCAUCGAAAACGAAAUAUCAUACACAACAGAUCCUGGCUUGUCUGCAUUGGAGUACGAAUACUGAUAGAUACGACUCAGAGCGGACGACAACCCGGUCGACAGUCAUCUCGAUUCU